This is a messenger RNA of Metarhizium album ARSEF 1941, 579 nucleotides long. RefSeq names its product DNA-directed RNA polymerase, M/15kDa subunit. Gene Ontology annotation, biological process: transcription initiation at RNA polymerase II promoter; DNA-templated transcription; transcription-coupled nucleotide-excision repair. The transcript has a single exon. Gene Ontology annotation, cellular component: RNA polymerase II, core complex. NCBI's taxonomy places the organism in Eukaryota, Fungi, Ascomycota, Sordariomycetes, Hypocreales, Clavicipitaceae. The record is from RefSeq and is a predicted model, not a curated record. Bases 1 to 579 code for a protein of 192 amino acids. Gene Ontology annotation, molecular function: DNA-directed RNA polymerase activity.
AUGGCCACCCCCCAGUCGACUACUUCAUAUGAAGACUCCGGCUCCAAGAAGCUCGAGCAGAUUACCUUCCGCUUCUGCUCAGAAUGCUCCAACAUGUUGUAUCCCAAGGAGGAUGAAGAUGCGCACAAAUUGCAAUUUACCUGCCGAACUUGCCAAUAUACCGAAGAAGCCCAGUCUACCUGUGUGUUCCGCAACGUCCUGAACAACUCUGCCGGCGAAACUGCCGGUGUGACCCAGGAUGUUGGAUCUGAUCCCACGGUUAGUUGUCUCCCGCCAGUCAUCUGCCUGCACUGUGGUGUCCCUAUUUGCUGCGAAAUGUGUGGGGACUUGGUCGGAGAUGCGACUUCACGUCAGUGGACGUCAAGGAAGGAUCAGGACGAAAAGGAGGAGAGAGAAAGGCUCAGCCUGAGCCUGUUUUUUUCAUGGAGCGAUUGCGACGAACCCUUUGCCGAAUACGAUGAAGAACUCAUGGACGAAAUCGAAAUGGAACCACAUAGCCCUACCACGACCGAUUCCGAUUCCGUACCGGCUCCGGAGACAUACAUCUCAGAUGACGUCGUCACGGCCCUUGGGAGUUGA